Molecule: messenger RNA, 1170 nt
Organism: Octopus sinensis (East Asian common octopus)
Lineage: Eukaryota; Metazoa; Mollusca; Cephalopoda; Octopoda; Octopodidae
Product: zinc finger protein with KRAB and SCAN domains 1-like
Exons: 3
Coding region: 429-923 (164 amino acids)
Source: RefSeq, a predicted model, not a curated record
CCAUAUAUCACACAUAUAUAUAUGUUUUAGCAAUAGGGGACGAAAAAUCACCAGAUAACGGCUGUCUUCUACAUUUCAUCACCCAAUUUUAUUGCUAUUAUAAACAAGGACAGAUGUUAUGUAAUUGGUGAGACUGUGAGAUCCAUUACGAAAGAUAAAAAUUUUGGUCAAAGCCGAGCUUGUAAUUAAGCGGCGGCAGUCCAUGUUUCGUACAGAGAGAGACUAUUCCAUAUUCCACACAAUCAUUAUUUCCGUUAGUUGAGGAGAGAAGGACUUUGUUUGCUUCUGAAAUUCCACAAAGAUUUGGUGGUCAUUGACAUUUUGUUGGAAAAUAAGGAAGUGCUUUGUAACUUUCAUCCAUUACUUCCUCACAAAACCUCAACUUUAGUCAGCCUUUUUUUAAAAAAAGGUAUCCCAUAAAAAGCAGCAUGAUGCAGACAGACGAUCCUUAUAUGUUUAUGAGAGGCAGCGAGUCCUUCUCACCCAGUGUCUUUCCUGACCCCAAAUCGUCAACUUCUGCUUCGACUUCAUCAACAACCCCUUCAACUGCUGGAAUUGCACCUUUGGACAAGAAACCCUUCAAAUGUUCUCAUUGUUCGAAGGCUUUUCUCUACAGCAGCAGUCUCACGGCUCAUGAAAUGAUGAUGCAUCGUUCCGAUUUGCCGUAUGAGUGCCGCGACUGUGGGAGACGAUUUUCUCUCAACACUCAUUUAGAACGCCAUCAGAUGAUACACACUGGUGAGAGAUCUUACCAGUGCGAGGAAUGUGGUAAAACAUUCCUGCAUCAGCGUUAUGUCAACGCACAUGUUCGCCGUAUUCACAAUCUCAGCAGACCUUUCAAAUGUGAAUAUUGUACGAAAGCCUUUGCUCACAAUUGCCACCUCACAGAACACAUUGCCAUGCAUUCCAGGGAGAAGACUUGAAUGUGAAGCAAUGACAAUCCAAAUCUCUCCAUCCAACUUUCUCCAUAAGUAGGACCUAGUUACAGCCAUCUUCUGAUGAAUCUGCACAUGACUUCUAUUUUUUUUUUCUUUGUUCUCCUCAAACAUCCUCCUCAUUCUCUUUAUUCAAAAGACUGAAUUGAAAUGUCUGUUUAGUUUUUAAAAUAUCAAUGAUUCCCCUUUAGCAUACUUACAUAUAAAAGUUAAUGAGUCUUUACACACACACACA